Athalia rosae (coleseed sawfly) is the source of this 5095-nucleotide messenger RNA. RefSeq names its product ras GTPase-activating protein-binding protein 2 (gene rin). Gene Ontology annotation, cellular component: ribonucleoprotein complex; cytosol. Gene Ontology annotation, molecular function: mRNA binding. Bases 334 to 2235 code for a protein of 633 amino acids. Lineage: Eukaryota; Metazoa; Arthropoda; Insecta; Hymenoptera; Athaliidae. The record is from RefSeq and is a predicted model, not a curated record. The transcript has 10 exons.
GCAGUGCAUGUGCUGACACCACCGUACUCUGAGGGCCCCACACUGAACUGUUUUUAUAAUUAACAUUAUUGUGAACUGUUAUUAUUCAUACUAAACCUUGUUUCUCGAAAGUUUUUCCAGUUAACACUACUGUAUAACUUAAGUGUAACUCGACGCGCAUGCAUCUUUAAAGAAAACUGCCUUAAUAUUUAUAAGACAUUUCAAUCAUUGCUAAAGUCACGUAAGCCGAACAAGCUACUGCCUUUGUAACCUUGAUCGACGCUUCAUCAUUACAUCAAACUAAAUAAAUAGCGGUUUAAAAACGGAAGAUACCUUCAAGGAGUGGGACAGGAAAUGGUCAUGGAGGCAUCCCCCUCGCCCCAGUCUGUCGGCCGCGAGUUUGUCCGACAAUACUAUACCUUGCUCAACAAGGCACCUUCCCAUUUGCAUAGGUUUUACAAUAAUCACUCGUCAUUUGUCCACGGUGGAUUGGAUGCUCCAAACAGAGAAACAAAUCCAGCAAUUGGCCAGAAGCAAAUUCAUCAAAAAAUACAACAAUUGAACUUUCGCGACUGUCAUGCCAAGAUCAGUCAAGUCGACUCACAGGCAACGCUUGGCAAUGGUGUUGUUGUGCAGGUGACGGGAGAAUUGUCCAAUGCAGGUCAGCCGAUGCGACGCUUCACACAGACGUUUGUUUUGGCAGCGCAAGCACCGAAGAAAUACUAUGUUCAUAACGAUAUUUUCCGCUAUCAAGACCUUGGCUUUCCCGAUGAAGAAGAAGGAGAUGUCGAGGGAGGUGAUGGAGGUAUAGGUGAAGGUGUCUGUGAGCGAGAACCUGAAGAAGGAGUGCGUUCGGAACCAGAGGAAGAUGAGCAAUCCAAUCAAGGUCAUCAAUUAUCUUCUGCAACUGCGCCUCCAGAGCAACAAAUACCACCUUCUCUCAUUCCAAGUCAACAGCCACAACUACAACAGCAACAACAUGUCUAUUAUGCGCCACAGCCCCAACAACCAGGGCAUCCGGUCAUGCAACCAGUGGCAAUUAAUGGUUCUGUUCAUGAUGAAACUCCACUGAUCAAUCAACAACAUGUCCACACGUACAUUUCUGAACCCACCACUCAGGAACAAUUUGUUCAGGAACCAGAACCAGAAGUGGUUCCUGAACAACAACAGCAACAACAACAGCAACAACAACAGCAGCAGCAGCAGCAGCAGCAACAACAGCAACAACAGCAACCGCAGCAGCAGCAGCAACAACAGGUGGAAGAGGAAAUUCAAAUUCCAAAUGAGGAAGCUCAAGAACAGCCGGAGGUAGAACUGGAACAGCAUUCUAUUUCGGAGUCACAACCAGAAGUUUCAGUGCCGAUUACAAGCACCAAUAACAGUGGUCCUAAAACCUAUGCGACUUCGGUAAAAUCUUUUGCUACUGCAACCGGAUCAACCAGCCCCCAAGCACCAAAGCCUUCUAUUUCACCUCCACCUAUCACGCAUCAACGUCUCGAAGCACGUGUACCUGUAACAGCAACAAAUUCUGGACCUAUUCUCUCCACUCCUUCGACCGUUGGUUCUACACAGCAACAGGUACACAGAGGAAUAGGAGGAAACCAGCAACAACAGCAACGAGCACCGCGAGGAGGGCCAGUUCAACGAGGUAUGGGCAGGGGACCCCCCCGCUCUCCCUUCCCUUCCGAUGACAAUGGCUGGGAUGGUGAUCGUCGUGGUGGUCGUCAAGUUCAAUACAGUGAUUCACUCCAAUUAUUUUUGGGUAAUUUGCCAUUGGAUGCAUCAGAAGAUCAACUGCGACAGCUAUUUGAACAAUACGGUCCAGUUGCUGAUCUACGUGUUCACAGUAAACAAAAUGAAAGAGGAAAGGCACCUCACGGAGCAUCCAAUGCCAACAGAGUACCUAACUAUGGAUUUAUCACAUUUGAGGAUCAUCAAUCCGUUGCAAACGUCCUCCACAGCUUGCCAAUCCACUUCCCCGAUGAAAAUCGUACGAAGUUAAACAUUGAAGAGAAGAAAGUCAGACCACGAAUGUCAAUGGAAGGAGGUGGGGGUAGGACAUCAACUGGAGACGGUUCAGUACGUCCUAUGGGAGGUCAACAGCAACGUGGGUCAGGAGGUCCGGGUGGCGUGAUGAGAGGUAGCGGACAACCAGGUACACGAGGUGGACGUGGAAGUUUCACACGUGGAGGAGACGGUGGCCGAGGGGGUGGCAUGCGGCAGCCAGGCAAUCACAACUAUCAGAAUCGUCGUUAAUUGUUCGAAUGCUGGACUGUUGUCUACAAAGAGGGAUCUGGCGUGGACAUGGAUUGACAGCUGAUUAACUGGAGACUGUUGGAAACCACUAAACAAAAAAAAGAAACAAAAUUAUAAUGAUAACAAGUUGCUGCAAUUUUAAGGCUGAGAGUGAAUAAAGGAAACAGUUCUGCGUUCUUACUGAAAAAUUAGGUCCUAAUGGACCGAUUUUAUUAUUAUCGUCAUUACCAUUAUUAGAGAUAUCAUUGACUUGCGUAUAACUGUAAUGAAAUGACACGAUACAGAGAAUGAUUAGGCACACACAUUGAUAAUAAUUGAACAUACAAACAUUCAGUGAGUAUCGUACUAAAUUGUGAAUAAUUCCACACUAAGAAUUGGAAAUAUUUUUUACCGUACAUAUUUCUACGAGAUCAAUAUGAAAUUAGGUCUUUAAUGAAUUCAUGACUUCGUGAAAGUAUACUUUAUUUGCUUUGCCAUUUAGGUGAACAUACAUAUACAUACACAUACAUACCCGAAUAACUAAUACAUUACAACACCAUCGCUAACCAAAGGCAUCUCACCUAAAGUGAAGAUGAACCGUAUAUUUGCAUCAUGAACCAGUUGCAUCAAUACUCGAUUAAGAUCAAUCGUUGAAUGAGAAAAAUACCGAAUAAAAAAAUUAUUAUUUUUAAUCACAAAUUACGGUCUAACCGACGUUAUCUAUCAGACGCCUAAAAUAUAAAUGGCAAAAGGUAUUCUUCUCAGUAGCAGGGGCUGAAAAAUGAGCAUCGAAUUAUUAAAGGCUGUAUUCAUCGGUAUUUUCUUUCCAAUGAUUUUUCCAAUAAUUGUCAUAUUACUGUUGAUCCGUGCGAAGUGUAUACACAUACGUGUUGUGCUCUAAUAUUGUACUGAUAAAACAGUUUCACGUGUCUCAGAAGCGCUCGUAAGUCUGUUAAUUCCGUUUGGGGCUCAAAGCAUUUUCUUAAUUAAUUUUUUAGCACAUUUGAAUAGCGAAAGUAUGCUCAUUAAGGUAGUACAGUCUUGAGUUUGUGCCAAACGUUAAAAAACAUUCUCUAGUCACGUGAAACUGUCUCAUACUGCGGCACAAUGAAAUGUAUAAGUUUAACAAUUCUUUUCUGUUUGAUUAUAUAUAUACAAGCAUAUUAUACAUACAAUAUACCUAUAGUCAAAUUUGACGUAACUGUAGUUACUUCAUAUACAACAAUUGUAAACCGAUUUGUACAUUACGCUAAACAGUCUUACAUAAAAAAAAGCUAAACGAAUAAUCGCGUUCUAUUCUAUUCUGGUAAGUGAAAUGUUUUUGAUAAUAGAGAUGAAAAGUCAAAUUUAACGUAACUGUAGUUAUUUCAUAUACAAUAAUUGUAAACCGACUUGUACAUUACGCUAGACCGUCUUACAUAAAAAAAAUAGCUAAAACAAUAAUCGCGUUUUAUUCUAUACUGGUAAGUGGAAUGUUUUUGAUAAUAGGAAUGAAAGAAACUAGAAUAUUUUCUGUAUAUUAACAGAACGAUACAAAUGCAAAGUAUGUCCAUUAUCGGACAGUCUUGGGUUGGUGAUUUUUUUUUUCUUUCCUAAUCACGGUUGAACCGUGGGUGAGCUUAUUUACCACAAAGGACAAACCAGGGGUGUGGUUUAUAACAAUGUCUAGAUUUGAUCACCAUGAGAAGCAGUCUUAUAUCGAUGUUCUUAAAUUGCAACACUGUGACAUAAAAGCACUUGUAUGUAUUUCACCUACAUUUGCAAAUUUUUGGUGUGAAUGCUUUUGAAACAAAUUAAUGAUUUGAAUACACAUAUAAUUAUAAAUAUAGAGGAUGGCGUAAUUAAGUUGUGAAGUUUUUUUUUCUGAUUUUUUUCUCCGCCCCAAGAUUUAACGUACAUUCUUAUUUUCGGCAUCUAGGGCCGGUUUCUAUAUGUAUACAAACCCGUAGGCAUGUCGUCUCAACGUGUUGAAAAAAAAACAAACAAGUAAGAAAGAGGAUUAGUAAUGUUAAAAAAUAAACGUAAAAUUGAUUAUAAUAUUUUGCAUUUAGUAUAACAUACCUUGCUAUCAACUUACAAUAGUUUUAUUUGUAUAUUGUUGCUAAUUAAGGAAGAUUAAUGGGGGAGACAAGAUAAUUGACAAAAUUGACAAAAUCCAUUAAAUGUUAUUGAGUUGUCCGAUAGCUGUUUUCAGUUUUCAUAUAUGUAACUCAAUUAUACUUGAAAGAAAGUUUUUUACGUAUGUCUCUUUCAAUAAUCUACCGCACAUACAUACUACGUAUGCAUAGAUAAAGUAAGUAACAUUAAAAUUUUCAUCGCUAGCGCAAAAUCACUGCCGUGAUAACAAUAUCUAGACUUGGUACUCUUUCUGAUGUUCAGUUGGACACUAAGCCUUAAUAAUUGAUACGAGAAGUAUUCUGCAUGAUUUUCACACGUGUAUAAUAAUUGUAAUAUGGAAACACGAUGCAGAGUUAUAGGUCUGUAAUCUUUUUAAGGCUAUUUAUACACCUAGAUCGUUGUCGUUUUUCACGGAGAUGAAAUUAUAUGAAUUGUAAUCGGUAAAUAUAUAUGUAUAGUAAUAGCGUGAAAACACUAUAGAAAUUAUGAGCAGUUUACUCUCGUAGUACAUACGUAUGAUUACAUUAUUAUUAGUAAUGAUAUUAACAAUAUUUUUAUUUCUACUUUCAUUUCUAUCAAUAUUAUUAUUAUUAUUAUCAUUAUGUUCAUCAUUAGAUAGUGUCAGAUGCUGAUGAAUGAGAAGAAAUUAUUUAAUCAAUUGAUUACAAUUCCGUUGGUAUUACGAAGCCUCCUACUCACUGUGUGAUAUUAUUUAACUACAAUAAUGGAAUAAAUAAUAAUUGAUACAACCAUUUCAAUCACA